This is a messenger RNA of Vitis vinifera (wine grape), 1182 nucleotides long. RefSeq lists its product as uncharacterized. NCBI's taxonomy places the organism in Eukaryota, Viridiplantae, Streptophyta, Magnoliopsida, Vitales, Vitaceae. The transcript is spliced from 6 exons. The coding region runs from base 1 to 1182 and encodes 393 amino acids. The record is from RefSeq and is a predicted model, not a curated record.
AUGGUAACAGUGACGGUUACGGUUAUGGUGACGGUAAUGGUCACGGUCACGGUCACGUUAACGGUAAUGGUUAUGGUGAUGAUAACGGUAAUAGUAACGAUAACGAUAAUAGAAACAAUAAUGGUAACGGUAAUAGUAACUGUAACAAUAAUUAACGGUAACGAUAACCAUAACAGUAACGGUCACAGUAACAGUAACGGUAAUGGUAACAGUGACGAUAACGAUAAUGGUAACGAGAAUAAUAACGAAAAAAGUAACGGUAACAGUCAUAGUAACAGUAAAGGUAAUGGUAACGGUAAUUGCAACAGUAAUGGUAACGGUAAUGAUAACGGAAACGGUAACGGUAAUGGUAAUGUCACGAUAACGGUGAUAGAAACGGUUACAGUUACGGUAACGGUUAUGGUGACUUUAACGGUGACAGUCAUGGUGACUGUAAUGGUGACGAUAAUGGUAACGGUGAUGGUAAUGACGAAAAUGGUGACGGUAGCAGUGAGGGUAACGGUAAUAGAAAUUUUAACAAUAAAUGGUGACGGUAACAGUAACGCUAAGCGUCACGGUAACGGUUACACUAACGAUGACGGUAACGGUAACGGUGAUGGUAACGAGGAAACAACACCCAAUCACAAUAAAGAAAUGCUCAAGCAUUAUUUCUUGCAUAGGUUUUCUGACUUGUAUCUAAAGGUGGAAGGAAUAGGUAACGGUAACGAUGACAGUAACGGUUACGAUAAUGGUAAAGGUAACGAUAACGGUAACGGUAACAAUGAAGGUGACAGUAACAGCAUCGGUAAUGGUGAUAGUAACGAUGAUGAUAACAGUGAGAGUAACGGGGACGGUAACGGUGAUAGUAUCGGUGAUAAUAACGGCAACGAUUACAACAAUGGUAACGGUAACGGUAAUGGUAACAGUAACAAUGAUGGUAGCAGUGACUAUAAAAUUGAUGGUCACGGUGACAAUGAUGGUGAUCGUGACUGUGACGGUUACACUAACGGUGAUCGUGACCAUGACGGUUACGGUAACGGUAAUGAUGACGAAUAUGGUCACAGUGACAGUAACGAUGAUGACCAUAGUGACGUAACGGUAACGGUGAUGAUAACGGUAAAAGUAAUGGUCACAAUAACAGUGACGGUAACUAUAACGAUGACAAUAAUAGUGACAGAAACGGUGCUGAUAAUGGUGAAUUAA